UUGACCUACAAAGACAUGACCACCACCACCAGCCCCACGCACCCCUACUGGCCUCGGCAUCUGAGACUAGACAACUUUGUGCCUAAUGACUGCCCUACCUGGCAUAUCCUGGCUGGCCUAUUCUCCGUCUCUGGAGUCUUAGUUGUGGCCACAUGGCUGUUGUCAGGGCGUGCUGCGGUCAUCCCACUGGGGACUUGGUGGAGACUGUCCCUGUGCUGGUUUGCAGUAUGUGGGUUCAUUCACUUGGUGAUUGAGGGCUGGUUCAGCCUCUACCACGCGGACCUUCUCGGAGACCAAGCCAUCUUAUCUCAACUCUGGAAAGAGUAUGCCAAGGGAGACAGCCGAUACAUCCUGAAUGAUAACUUCAUGAUAUGCAUGGAGACUGUCACGGCUUACCUGUGGGGACCACUCAGCCUGUGGGUGGUGAUUGCAUUUCUCCACCAUCAACCCCUCCGCUUUGUCCUACAGCUUGUGGUCUCUGUCGGUCAGGUAUAUGGAGAUGUGCUCUAUUUCCUGACAGAGUACUGUGAUGGAUUCCAGCACGGGGAGCUGGGCCACCCACUCUACUUCUGGUUUUACUUUGUUUUCUUGAAUGCCCUGUGGUUGGUGCUGCCCGGACUCCUCAUACUGGAUUCUAUAAAGCAACUUGCUCACGCCCAGAGCAUACUGGAUGCCAAAGCUCCCAAAGCCAAGAGCAAGCAGAACUAA
Budorcas taxicolor (takin) is the source of this 708-nucleotide messenger RNA. Its product is annotated as 3-beta-hydroxysteroid-Delta(8),Delta(7)-isomerase-like. The record is from RefSeq and is a predicted model, not a curated record. NCBI's taxonomy places the organism in Eukaryota, Metazoa, Chordata, Mammalia, Artiodactyla, Bovidae. The coding region runs from base 16 to 708 and encodes 230 amino acids. Gene Ontology annotation, molecular function: steroid Delta-isomerase activity; cholestenol delta-isomerase activity; C-8 sterol isomerase activity. Gene Ontology annotation, cellular component: membrane; endoplasmic reticulum. Gene Ontology annotation, biological process: cholesterol biosynthetic process. The transcript has a single exon.